Pogonomyrmex barbatus (red harvester ant) is the source of this 1422-nucleotide messenger RNA. RefSeq lists its product as uncharacterized. Gene Ontology annotation, molecular function: ubiquitin binding; kinase binding; molecular adaptor activity. The record is from RefSeq and is a predicted model, not a curated record. Gene Ontology annotation, biological process: regulation of hippo signaling; cell migration; negative regulation of organ growth. Gene Ontology annotation, cellular component: cytoplasm. NCBI's taxonomy places the organism in Eukaryota, Metazoa, Arthropoda, Insecta, Hymenoptera, Formicidae.
AGAUUAGGACUUACGCUGCAUGUGACGGCACCCUUACGAUAAAUGGGGAGGCAGUCUAGUAUGGGACGCAUUUUAUAUUAUUAGUGUCAAUUGAAACACAUCUUUAGAAAAACACGAACGAAACGCAGAAAAAUGGCGGAUCAGAGCGACAGGAGUCAAUUACCACCCGGCUGGGAAUGCAGAUAUGAUGUUCGCAGCGGUCGUCCAUAUUUCAUAAAUCAUUUCAAUCGUACUACAACAUGGGAAGACCCAAGAGUGAGAUAUUGGCAAUAUUCUCAAUAUAUACAAUCCCAGAAUUCAAUGGCAAUGAGUUCAGCCACUACUACCACUUCUCAAGAUAUUCCUAUGCAGACUGGAGGAAGCGGAAGUGGACACUUAAGUUAUACAGGCGCUCACAAAGCUCCGCAAAUUUAUCCGACACCGUCCCUUUAUCAUAAUCCACAACUAGCAUUUUUAACUCCCAGCGCACAGGAGUUGAAAACACCACUUUCAUUGAAGUCCACCAGUGCAGUGACAACUCGAUUUGGUGAUUUGACCUUAGGAUCUCCAACUCCAGUAAGAAAUACAGAGACAAGUUUUACUCAAAAUUCCGAUUUUGAGUCUCAAGUGGCAAAAAUCAAUGCUGUAUUCCCGACAGUUUCGGACACACAUAUUCGUCUUUUGUUAAAGAAAUAUCAUAACAGAGCAGCUUUGGUCAUGAGUGCUCUCCAAGUGGAAAAGAAUCCUCUUUGUGCUCCAGGACCAUGUACACCUGUAGGAGUGCAUUCAAAUUAUGCAAUCCCGAGAUGGCGUCUACCAGCUCACGCUAUACAUGCAGCAUUAACAUUGAGUCCACCUCGUGGGGUUCGGCCAGCCCCUAACUCCCCAAAAAUGAAACUUAGGUACCUGAAAAAUGUAUUUCCAAAAGUGGACGAAACGAUAUUGUUGGACGUGCUGGAACAAAGUGAUAAUAAUGUACAGAAGGCAUCCGAAAAAUUGAUUGAUUUAGGAUAUGAAAAACGGAAUCCUACUCUUCCUGCUAGAGCUUUAGCAAAAAAAAAAGAAGAGGAACGGGUACAAGAUGAACAAACUGCACCUACACCUCCUCCACGCAUAAAAAGUUUAGAAGAGAAAAAUAAAUUGAAAACCCGUUUAAUGGAAAAAUAUAAGAAUUUACCAGAUCGUGUUGUAAUGCUUGCUAUGGAUAGUGUAGACUAUGAUGAAGAAAGAGCAAUGUAUAUAUUAGAUAUAGUAAUGGCAGAGGAAACUACUCGACCAUUAUGUACUUCUAGCAGCCAAAGUAGUAAAAGUGAUGAACGGAAAGAUAGCCCUCCAGUAACAGAAGCUAUAAAAUUAACUGCUUCUCCGAUUAAAAAGAUAAGUAAAGAUAUGGAGACUGAGAAGUUGAAACGGUCCAAAAAUAAGACUGAGAUACCAAAGUAA